AUGACUUUACUAUCUCCAAACCCAACUUAUAAAGAUAUUACCGAAGAACAAAAGGCCAAUAAUUCAUAUGCUACUUUUGUUCCAGGUCAAACAAUUGUUGAAAUUCCUUCAUACACAUUAGAGUGUGGCGAAGUUUUGAAUAACUUUCCAGUGGCAUAUAAAACAUGGGGUAGAUUGAAUAAAGAUAGAGAUAACGUUUUUAUUAUUUGUCAUGCCUUAACUGGAUCUUCUGAUGUUCAAGAUUGGUGGGGACCUUUAUUAGGUACAGAUAAAACGUUUGAUCCUUCCAGAUUUUUCAUAAUUUGCAUCAAUUUCUUGGGAUCACCCUAUGGAUCUUGCUCGCCAGUAAGCAUAGAUAAAUCUACCGGGAAGCCAUACGGUCCAUUAUUUCCAUUAGUGACUGUUAAGGAUGAUAUAAGUAUUCAAAAGUUGAUAUUAGAUUCAUUAGGUGUAGAAGGCAUCGCAUGUGUUAUAGGUGGCUCUAUGGGAGGAAUGAUUGCUUUGGAAUACGCCGCUACCUACAAUGAUUCACCAUAUGUUAAAUCUGUAAUUUCUCUAGCAACAUCUGCUAGGGCAUCUGCCUGGUGUAUUUCGUGGAAUGAAACACAGAGACAAUGCAUUUUCAGUGAUCCAAAUUAUGACGAUGGGUAUUAUUAUGAAAACAAAAAUGGCAUUAAACCAGAUUCGGGACUAAGUGCAGCUAGAAUGGCAGCAUUGUUAACAUAUAGAUCAAGAAAUUCGUUCGAGACAAGGUUUGGAAGGAAUUUGCCGUCCGUUAAAGCUAAUAUUGAACCGAAAGAAAUUUCUGAAGAAGAACGUAAAAAGCAAGAACAAGAACAAGGAAUUAGAUACCCUAAAAAUAAGGAUGAAGAAAACUGGCUCUUGCAUAAUGAAGGAUCCAGAUCUAGGUCAUCUGUGAAUAGAAGUUCAUCAUCAUUAAGUGUGUCUUCAUCCGUUAAGCCACAAACUUAUUUUACCGCUCAAUCUUAUUUAAGAUAUCAAGGUAAUAAAUUUGUUAACCGUUUUGAUGCAAAUUGUUAUAUUUCAAUUACAAGAAAAUUAGAUACCCAUGAUAUAACUAGGAACAGGGUUGAUUCAGAGCAAGUUUUGGAAGAUCCUUUACCAGAUUUUCUUUCAAAUUUGAAACAACCACACUUAGUUAUUGGUAUCCAAUCUGACGGGCUAUUUACAUAUGGAGAACAACAGUUAUUAGGGCAAUGCAUUCCGAAUUGUGUUCUCAAGAAGAUAAAUUCGCCCGAAGGUCACGAUGCAUUUCUAUUAGAAUUUGAAAUCAUUGAUAAAUACUGCAAAGAGUUUUUACAUAGUAAGCUCCCUGAAUUUUUCAGCCCAGAGUCAAAUAAGGUAGAACUCUUUGAAGAUUGGAACAAGUAUGUAGCUAGUUCCGAUAAUGGUGGUAAUUCGGUUUUCGGUGAAGCUGAAACGAAUAUUACUAAUUGGUAA
Messenger RNA from Debaryomyces hansenii CBS767, 1461 nucleotides. It is a transcript of the gene MET2, whose product is annotated as homoserine O-acetyltransferase. Gene Ontology annotation, molecular function: homoserine O-acetyltransferase activity. Lineage: Eukaryota; Fungi; Ascomycota; Pichiomycetes; Serinales; Debaryomycetaceae. The record is from RefSeq and is a predicted model, not a curated record. Bases 1 to 1461 code for a protein of 486 amino acids. Gene Ontology annotation, biological process: L-homoserine metabolic process. The transcript has a single exon.